GAAUGGGUUCAGGGCACUCGAAGAAAUGGCGACAUUGGAAGAAUAAGUGCGAUGAACUCUGAGCACUUCAACUGGCCUUUCUAUAAAAGCAACUGCAACCGAGUCUAACCAGCAACAGUUGCAACCGUCGAGUGGACUUCACAUUGACUAUGAUGCGGAUUUCAGGGCUAUUUUUGCUUUUGGCCAGCUUCAACUUUUGCCUGGUCUCCCAAGGAUAUGCCCAGUGCAUCGAUACCUAUGAGCCGGGCUGUAAACAGUUAGGGGAGAUUGGACUUCCUCAACGGCAUUGCAUCGAUCCCACCAAAUAUUGGCUGUGCCACGCCCUAAAUGAAAAGGCCGAGCGGAAAAAGUGCCAGCUGAAUACCGGUUUCGAUCAAGAUGUGGGCGCCUGCAUACCCUGGAUAGCCUGGAUCUGGAAACAGUGCAGAGAGCCACCAAGUCGUCCGAUUGGUUGGCAACAAUGUGAAUAGCAUUCGAAUAUUCCUGAAAUAAGCGAGAACUGUGUCUAUGUGCUUGAU
This is a messenger RNA of Drosophila grimshawi, 518 nucleotides long. RefSeq lists its product as uncharacterized. The record is from RefSeq and is a predicted model, not a curated record. The transcript has 3 exons. Bases 150 to 470 code for a protein of 106 amino acids. Gene Ontology annotation, molecular function: chitin binding. NCBI's taxonomy places the organism in Eukaryota, Metazoa, Arthropoda, Insecta, Diptera, Drosophilidae.